AUGAAGAAGGCUAUUGAAGAUACAUGGCCCGAGAGUAGACAUAGGCUAUGCAUGUGGCACAUCAUGGACAGGCCUUCUGCUAAGGUUGGUGCUACAAUCUGCAAUAAUACAGAUUUCAAAAAGAGGCUGUGUGCCAUUGUGUGGACCGAUUCAAUUCUACCUGUUAAGUUUGAAAGUGAGUGGGCUACCAUAAUGAACGAUUUUAACUUGGUUGAUCAUGAGUGGCUGCAGUCACUUUAUCAAAUCAGGGAUACUUGGAUACCGGCUUAUUAUCAUGAGGAUGUCAUGUCCGGGCUUAUGCGUACCUCUUCUCGUUCAGAGAGUGAGAACCAUUUCUUUGGACAGUUCUGUAACCCGGGUUGCACACUUGUCGAAUUUCUCAGGCAUUUUGAUUCUGCUAUUGAAGCUCAGAGACAUGAGCACAGGAAGAAUGAUCAUGACACCAGAAAUACCAACGCUGAAAUAUGGGCUGAAGACUUUGUUAUGAUGCGGGAGGACGACAUGACUCUGUAUUGUACAUGCAAAAGAUUCGAACAGUUUGGGUUGUUGUGCUCGCACAUCUUUUGUGUGCUAAGGAUGCUGGACAUUAGGGAGUUUCCACAACGCUAUAUAUUACGACGUUGGACACGGGAGGCUGUUCCAAAUAGUGCCCCUGGUGCUAUUCUAGGUAUCAACGAGACCGAGGAUCGUUAUAAUGAAGCUAACCGUGUUGUACGUGAGAUCACAUAUUCUACAGAGUCCGUUAUUAACAAGCUUGUCACCAACUUUGAUGCGCUAUGCUCGUUCAGGGAUCAUGUUGUUAAUUAUUUCAAAACUGCGGAUGAGUCGGUCGUCAAUGCUCCAAUUAAGAGCCGUCGUGAAAGGUUUGCCGAAAUUACUGGUAACACAAAACCAUCUGAUGCAACCGUUCUCCCUUUGGAACAAGAUUCAAAGUUGGGUAAAAAGAGUCGUCAGUGUCAAAAGUGUUUUAGAUACGGGCAUAACAGACGUACUUGCAAAAACCCUACCCGGACUAAAGAACAAGCUAUGGCCGAGGAUGACGGUGAAGAAGCUGAUGAAGUUAAUGAGGAGGAAGAUGAAUGGGUGGAAGUUGAAGAAGAUAUGGGUGAACAAGAUGAGGAUGCAUUAGACGAGGAGGAUGGGAAAGAGGAGUAG
Molecule: messenger RNA, 1155 nt
Organism: Helianthus annuus (common sunflower)
Lineage: Eukaryota; Viridiplantae; Streptophyta; Magnoliopsida; Asterales; Asteraceae
Product: protein FAR1-RELATED SEQUENCE 5-like
Exons: 4
Coding region: 1-1155 (384 amino acids)
Biological process (GO): regulation of DNA-templated transcription
Molecular function (GO): nucleic acid binding; zinc ion binding
Source: RefSeq, a predicted model, not a curated record